AUGAGGAUUGAGCAGCUGAAGCAGACCAUUUGCAAAGAAAACGAUGAAAUGACAAGACGUGAGUUUUCAGACAAGAAAGAAAGGCUGAUGCAUCUUAAAACCAAGCAGAAAGAAUUCCAAAAACAUGUUUUGAAGGCCAUGGAAGGGAAGGAGAUAACUGAUCAGCUGAGAUGGAAAAUAAUGUCUUGCAAGAUGAGGAUUGAGCAGCUGAAGCAGACCAUUUGCAAAGAAAACGAUGAAAUGACAAGACAUGCAGAGGGGCUUCUGAGAAUAAAAGAGGAGAACCAGAAGCAUUAUCGCAGGGCUCAGCGGCAUCAGGAGAAGAAAGAGAAGAUCCAGAGGCUUAACCGCAAGCUGGGAGACUUGGUAGAGAAAAGAACCCAUGACUUGAAAACCCAGUACGAGCAUCUGGCAAACCUUCGUCGGACGCACAUCCUGGAACUAACAUCAGUCAUAUUUCCCAUUGAAGAAGUAAAGACAAGCAUGAGAGACCCUGCAGAUGUGUCCUCCGAGAGUGACAAUGCCAUGACCUCUAGCACUGUGAGCAAGCUCGCAGAAGCCAGGAGAACCACGUAUCUCUCUGGGAGAUGGGUGUGUGAUGACCACAACGGGGACACCAGCAUCAGUAUCACAGGGCCGUGGAUAACCCUUCCCAAUAACGGAGACUAUUCGGCGUAUUACAAUUGGGUGGAAGAGAAGAAGACGACACAAGGACCAGAUAUGGAACAUAAUAACCCUGCUUAUACCAUCAGUGCUGCAUUGUGCUAUGCAACCCAGCUCGUUAACACUUUGUCUCUCAUACUUAAUGUCAAUCUUCCCAAGAAGCUCUGCAACAGGCAAGUAAACACACGCCGCUACAGAG
Messenger RNA from Mesitornis unicolor (brown roatelo), 862 nucleotides. It is a transcript of the gene ATG14, whose product is annotated as autophagy related 14. Gene Ontology annotation, cellular component: phosphatidylinositol 3-kinase complex, class III; extrinsic component of omegasome membrane; autophagosome. The record is from RefSeq and is a predicted model, not a curated record. Gene Ontology annotation, biological process: cellular response to starvation; autophagosome assembly; mitophagy. The transcript is spliced from 7 exons. NCBI's taxonomy places the organism in Eukaryota, Metazoa, Chordata, Aves, Mesitornithiformes, Mesitornithidae. The annotation marks the transcript as partial.